CAGCGAAAUAGGAGCGGGCGAGGAAGACGAGAUCGAGAGACGGAGCUUCACUCGUCCCACCCAGUUGUCCUGCUCGUCGAAAACCCCUACCUUUGCUCCUCAGGCGAUCGAUCCCGUCGUCGGGCCCUGCCCCCAGGUUUGCCUCCACUCCUUUCUCCUACCCCGUUCCUAUUGCGACGCAUUGAUAUGCUCUUGUUUCUUUUGCUAUGGAGCUCGUCUCGAUUUCCGUUUAAUUGCUCAGGGUUGUAUUUGUUCUGCGUGGAUUCUCGGUUCUAUUUGGAUUACGCCUUUUCUUCUAUGUUUCUCGUGAGGUUCAUCGUGGCGGAUCCUCUUGGGAAAUCUCAAUUAGGGUUUGGAUUGUGGGGGCGUGGGGCUUUAAUUUGAUUAAUUAUGUUAUUUGGAUUGUUGAUUGCUCGAAUUUGGAUGGUGAAUCACGGGAAGUGCCAUUGUGUAACAUUUAUUUAUGUUUUGUAGAUAAGAGUUUUUGGUCCUUCCGCAGCUACUCAAGUGCUCGGCCUAUUGUCAGAGCUGGAAUGGAGGGCAUAAAUGUUCCAGAGCAUGCUUCUGAUGAUUCUUGGUGUGAUGAUGGGCUUCUGAAUGAAAUCUCAGAUGCUGACUUAAACAGAGAACAGAAGAGGCGUUAUGAUCAAUUUUAUACAAAGGGUUAUCGAGAUGGUAUAUCUGCAGGAAAGGAAGCUUCUGCCCAAGAGGGCUUCAACAUUGGGUUUAAGCAAUCUGCAAGCAGUGGUUACAAAUGGGGAAUUGUUAGAGGCAUCACAAGUGCAUUUGUAAACCUCCCAGAUCAAUUCAAAGAAAAGUUAGUUAAGAAGCUUGAAGACAGAUGCACGUUUCAAAGUCUUUACAAGCCCGUUCAAGAGAUUUCCACGGACGAUGCUCUGAGAAUGUAUCACUUUCAACUACAACAAGAAAAUAAACAAUCUCAUCAAAGAUCAAAAGCGACAGUAUCAUCGGCAAUCGAAGAUUUUGACUGCAAUAAGUUAGACUUCUUUUUCAAGGAGCUUAUGUUACUUGUAAGUGAGUCUUCUGAAAUCAAAGCAAGUGUUGAUGUUGUAAAAGGAGAGGAAGAAGAAUGACCUUGAUGUUGAAGUACUUGGAGGGAUCGUUCAAAUUCACUUACGUCUGAAUUUUCUGGACAGAUUGUAAUUUUUUGAUGGCCUCAGAUUGCAAUGAAAAGAACUGAACCAUUGCUCCAUU
Molecule: messenger RNA, 1215 nt
Organism: Musa acuminata AAA Group (dessert banana)
Lineage: Eukaryota; Viridiplantae; Streptophyta; Magnoliopsida; Zingiberales; Musaceae
Exons: 4
Coding region: 534-1094 (186 amino acids)
Source: RefSeq, a predicted model, not a curated record